AUGACAGAAGAGGAACUUAAUAAAGUAAAAGAAGCCAUCACCGUCCUCGAACCAUUUGAACUGACCACUAGAGAAAUUAGCUCUGAGAAGUACCCAACGGCUUCAAAGAUAAUUCCUUUAGUAGACAAUCUAGAAAGAAUCAUGAGGCAAACCAAAGGUGAUCUGGCGGCUCAGCUGAGAUCUGGGAUACUAUCAAGAUUCGCCGAUGCAGAGGAGCGAUUCUUAUGGGCAGCAGCGACGUUUAUUGACCCCAGGUUCAAGAAGCAUGGUUUCCGCAACCCUGACAACGCGCAAGUCAUCAAGGACAGACUGAUGAGCCGAAUGAGACCAGCUGCAGUGGUAGAGGAGGAGCCAGAACAAGAGACAGGCGAAGGAGCACAGGGCAGCAGCAGUGCCUUUGACAGGCUGUGGACGCACUUUGACUCCAAGAUCAAAGACGUUAAGAAGUCGACUACCUCUGCCCUCAUGGGCCCACAUAUUGAGUUGCGCAGGCACCUGGAAGGAGAUUUGCUUCCUCGGCAACAAAGUCCACUUCUGUGGUGGAAGCAAAAUUGCGGACUCUUUCCCCAGCUGCAGGAGCAAGCCAUGAAAUUUUUAUCCUGCCCUGCCACAAGUGUCUCAUCUGAGAGACUAUUUUCAAAAGCUGGGGAGCUUGUGUCGCAGAGACGUGCUAACCUUAAGGACACCACAAUCAACAUGUGCGCAUCGGAUAAAGAAUUGGCCGGACUUGAAGAGAUUACGACCUUCGGUGGUGUUCCUUGUGUUUCCGAGCGACACCAGAAGUUUAACCAGUCGAAGUGUGUGGUCCGCAGCCAUGAGCUGAAGGGCUGCUCAAACCAAGAAAUUGUGGAUAACUGUGAGAGUGUGGUCGAAGCCCUCCGAAUUACUAUUCGGCGUGGGGAGAAACGAAUACAAAAAUUCUAA
Molecule: messenger RNA, 924 nt
Organism: Aplysia californica (California sea hare)
Lineage: Eukaryota; Metazoa; Mollusca; Gastropoda; Aplysiida; Aplysiidae
Product: zinc finger BED domain-containing protein 4
Exons: 2
Coding region: 1-924 (307 amino acids)
Molecular function (GO): protein dimerization activity
Source: RefSeq, a predicted model, not a curated record